Messenger RNA from Protopolystoma xenopodis, 1534 nucleotides. The record is from the annotation of a GenBank genome assembly. Lineage: Eukaryota; Metazoa; Platyhelminthes; Monogenea; Polystomatidea; Polystomatidae.
CUAGACGCUACAAAUUGAUGAACCGCUUCGACUUCAGUUACUUUCCACACUUAAGGAUAAUCUACUCGAUCGCCGCCUCAAAACUAAUUCCUCUAACCCUCUGUCAGCCAGGUCAUCUUUCCAACAUCCGCCUUCGCUAUUAAAGACAUCUCCUCUAGAGCCAUUUCCUGUUUUCCUAUCAGACGUUCCUGAUUCUUUUGUCACUUACCCUUUGACUCUCCAACCUAUCACUCCGACAACCUGCUCUCAGUCUAUUCAGGAUGAGAUCUCACCUGCUUUUUUUGAUCGUACUUUGCUGGCUAGCUGUGCUGAGGCUAGAUCAACGUCUAUUUCAGGUCCCGUGCUGACGUGUUCCUCUGAUUCGGUCGAACUGAAUAGUAAACCUGGGGCUCUGGGCGCGAUUCUUCAAUCUGAGCCUAUAUCAAUUAAAGAUGGCCAAUGUGACAAUAGAGGAAACGUAAACAAGCCCUUAUGUUAUAUCGAAUCUGUGAAAAAAGAUGUCAGGCCUGGCUUGACUUCUCAGAUUUAUGCUCCGCACGAUUCUGCUUCUGGUUCUAAAAUAGAAAGUAAGAAUAGGCCAAAUGACAGUUGCCAAGUCCCAAUUAUUGUGCCCGAACCACGAGAGGCACGCGUCCAGAUUCUGAGAGAGCUGGAGGAGCUUGAGGGCACACAUGACUAUCGGGAUAAUAUGGUUACACAAGGUGGUUCUGAAUCUAUACAACACCUCUCUGCUUCGGCCAUUACGGGAAUAAACGGCUUGGAUGAUCCUCAACUCAUACCCGCAUCAGUCACAUCUUUUGACUGUUAUUCAGGGGGAGAUCGGCCCUUGCAAUUUAGUGAUUCGCCAUCUUUCUUGUUGCAGCGCCGACGGGCUGAGUUGCUGCGUGUUAACACGCGACUUGCACAGCACAACCUCUUUCAGUUUGCCCAGUUAUUCCCCGAUCGUAUGUCUGGCACUAACAUCCAUUCCGGCCAGUCAGAUGACUCUAAUGUUGGCAUUUCUUCUUCACCAUUACCCCCUGCUGUUGAUGCAGACGAGCCCCCAGAUUUGAAUCCUAGCUGUCCUGCCAGUCCUCCCUUACCUUCGCCUCCGCCUACCCCUACUCUCACGGUUUUCCAGGCAUCUGAAUGGCACGUCAACUCAACACCUCUGGCUCCCAAUCUCGAUCAUAUUAAUGAGCCUUCUUAUGAAUCUACUUCCAAUAUACCGCCUCCAUCGAACCAAUCACCAUCGCAACCUCUAUCGGCUCUUAGCCCUCGUAACCUGUGUUUAGCUGCUACAUCGGAAAGUGCCGAUUCUGUUGGAUUCUCUUCAUCCACUCUUCCUUCCGUAAGCCGCCUAAGCCACUGCCUAACUUCUGUCACAUCAGGCCAGUCACACAUUGAUUCGUCGAGCCUGGGUCUACUCUUCAGCUCAGUGCUUGAUGCGCGAGCUAGCUUUGAUGUAGCUAGCCGGUCCUGCACGAGUGGGUUGAAUGAAAAUUUGACCGGCGCUAGCCAAAAUUUUUCAUCCAAUCAGAUUCUCCUGCGCUAG